Trifolium pratense (red clover) is the source of this 1574-nucleotide messenger RNA. RefSeq lists its product as uncharacterized. The record is from RefSeq and is a predicted model, not a curated record. The transcript is spliced from 2 exons. Bases 484 to 1332 code for a protein of 282 amino acids. Lineage: Eukaryota; Viridiplantae; Streptophyta; Magnoliopsida; Fabales; Fabaceae. Gene Ontology annotation, molecular function: zinc ion binding.
UCCUUUACCUAACUACGCUCCUAUUUUUUUUCCCUAAACCAAUUAAACAUUUUUAAUAUCCAUUUCUUGAAUAAACCAAACCACUCAGGUUUUACCUAAAUUGGGUUGGAUUCAAUUCAACUUGUUUGGAAUAUUUAAUAUUUUCAGUCAAAUCCUUUAUCUUUGCAGCUGUUUUAGGGAUUUUAUUUUUCCUUGGAAAUUGAAGGUCAUCAAUAUCAUAGGUUACAUGGCAAUAACAUCCUAAGUUUCAUUUAUUUUUUCUUAAAAAAAUCAAAACUUUUUAAGGUUAUCUGAGAUUUUGUGUCAAAUAAGGAAGUGGGUCAUUGAAAAAUAUCUAUUUUUUCCAAUUUUCAUAUUCAUCACAUUAUUCAUCCUUUCUAAUAAAAAUCGAUUUUUUUCUUUAAUUCCUUGGUGGGGUUUGUAUUGUUUUAUGUAUUUGUUGUUAGGAGUUUGUUUAAGGUUUGAAAGUUGAAAGAAUUUUCAAUGGGUCUUGAUGAGAGCAAAAGUAGUGUUGAGGUGUUAGAUUCAGUUCAUGAAGUGAUUGAUGAGAAUUUAAGUAAUUUGGUUGAAGGGGUUGGAGAAGUUGGAACUUCAAGAGAGGUGAGUAAGGAUUUAGGAUCCAAUAAGGAGCUAAAAGAAACGCCUGAGGAAGUUAAGGUUCAGGAAAAGUGCGAUGAAUUGUCCGCAGUUGAUCAAGGAACUAGUUAUAGUUCAAACAAUUUGGUUAAUCAGGGUGUGGUUGAGACAGUGGUUGUAAUAGAUGCUGUUAAUGUUCAGACUGAGGGUAUGAAAUUGGAAGCAAAAGCUGAUGAAUCAGGGCUUAGUUUGGUUUCAAUGAAAGCGCCGAAAGGGGUGUGUGAAACUGAUAAAGAUUCAUGUGUGAUUGAUAUGAAGUGUAGUAGCCACAAAGGAUUUUAUGAGGUUUCACAAGGUGAAAAGAUUUGUAGGAUUUGUCAUCUGACUUUCGGACAGUCAUCGGAUGCAAUAAUUGUUGAAAAUGGUAGUGCUACAAGUGGUGAUUUUAUUCAACUCGGUUGUUCGUGUAAAGAUGAGCUCGGCAUUGCACAUAUUCAUUGUGCUGAAGUGUGGUUCAAGCUCAAGGGAAACAGGUUAUGCGAAAUAUGUGGCGAGACUGCAAAAAAUGUUUCUGUUGUUGCUAAUAAUGGAUUUAUGGAAGGGUGGAAUGAUAGAAGAUUCAUGGACAAUGAAGGUAACUCAUCCCAGCACAGGUUUGGUGGAUGCUGGCGAGGACAGCCAUUUUGUAAUUUCUUGAUGGCGUGCCUGGUAAUAGCUUUCAUUCUGCCAUGGUUUUUUCAUGUAAAUAUGUUCUAGCUUGGGAAUCAAACACUUAUAAUUCUUCCCUUUUCAAUUCUUCAUACCUACUAAUAUAGUGAGUGAAUGAGUGGUUCUUGGCAUACAAAGUGUGUAUGCCCUAAAGAUGUGAAAUUUGCUGCUUGAAUAUAUAGAAGUUACGAGCUAGACAAGCGAUCGCUAAAUUGUUUCUUCCAUUAUUUGGAUUAUGUGUAUAUGAUGGUCUGAAGUAAAUAUUGAUAUAUCUGUUUUUUUUUUUUUUC